Messenger RNA from Lepus europaeus (European hare), 4551 nucleotides. RefSeq names its product microtubule associated serine/threonine kinase 3 (gene MAST3). The record is from RefSeq and is a predicted model, not a curated record. Gene Ontology annotation, molecular function: protein serine/threonine kinase activity; protein binding; magnesium ion binding. Lineage: Eukaryota; Metazoa; Chordata; Mammalia; Lagomorpha; Leporidae. Gene Ontology annotation, biological process: intracellular signal transduction; peptidyl-serine phosphorylation.
AUGUCGGACCCCAGCUGCUGGACGGCGGCGGCGCCCGGGCCCCGGAGCCGCCUGGCCAAGGGCGCGCUGCUGCAGCGCUCCAAGAGCUGCCGCAGCGGAAGCCGCCGGAGCCUGGUGGUCGGAACGCCGUCGCCCACGCUGUCGCGGCCUCUGUCGCCGCUGUCGGUGCCCACAGGCGGUAGCCCCCUGGACAGUCCCCGGAACCUCUCCGCUGCUGGUGCCCUCGGCUUGCCCUUCGCCCGCAGGGCCGAUGGCAGGAGGUGGUCCCUCGCCUCUCUCCCGUCCUCCGGCUAUGGCACCAACACGCCCAGCUCCACCGUCUCGUCCAGCUCGUCCUCCCGGGAGCGGCUGCACCAGCUCCCGUUCCAGCCCACGCCCGAUGAGCUACACUUCCUGUCCAAGCACUUCCGGAGCUCGGAGAGCGUGGCCGACGACGAGGGCGGGCGCUCGCCCCGCCUGCGGCCCCGGUCCCGCAGCCUCAGCCCGGGCCGCGCCACCGGCUCCGUGGACAACGAGAUCGUGAUGAUGAACCACGUGUACCGGGAGCGCUUCCCCAAGGCCACAGCGCAGAUGGAGGGCCGCUUGCGGGAGUUCCUGGCGGCCGCGGCGCCCGGCGCCCGGCUGGCCCUGGCUGACGGCGUCCUGGGCUUCGUGCAGCACCAGAUCGCCGAGUUGGCGCGCGACUGCCUGGCCAAGUCGGCCGAGGCCCUGGUCACCUCCCGCUACUUCCUGGAGAUGCAGGACAAGCUGGAGAGGCUGCUGCAGGAGGCCCACGAGCGUUCGGACAGUGCGGACGUUGGCGUCAUCGUGCAGCUCGUGCGGAAGCUGCUCAUCAUCAUCGCGCGGCCGGCGCGGCUGCUGGAGUGCCUGGAGUUCGACCCUGAGGAGUUCUACCACCUGCUGGAGGCGGCCGAGGGUCAGGCUCGUGAGGGUCAGGGCGUCGGCGCGGACCUGCCCCGCUACAUCAUCGGGCAGCUGGGACUGACCAGGGACCCGCUGGAGGAGAUCCCGCCGCUGGGUCAGCUCCACGCCGGGGCACAGCCCCCAGCCUCCGAGUCGCCCGAGAGGCCAGCCCUGCUCGGCCCAUCCAGGAGGAAGCCAUGCGAGAGCGACUUUGAGACCAUCAAACUCAUCAGCAACGGGGCCUACGGCGCCGUGUACCUCGUGAGGCACCGCGAGUCGCGCCAGCGCUUCGCCCUCAAGAAGAUCAACAAGCAGAACCUGGCGCUGCGGAACCAGAUCCAGCAGGUGUUCGUGGAGCGCGACAUCCUCACGUUCGCCGAGAACCCGUUUGUCGUCGGCCUCUUCUGCUCCUUCGAGACGCGGCGCCACCUGUGCAUGGUGCUGGAGUACGUGGAAGGCGGCGACUGCGCCUCCCUACUCAAGCACAUGGGCCCGCUGCCCGUGGACAUGGCACGCAUGUACUUCGCCGAGACGGUGCUGGCGCUCGAGUACCUGCACAACUAUGGCAUCGUGCACCGGGACCUCAAGCCGGACAACCUCCUGAUCACCUCCCUGGGCCACAUCAAGCUCACGGACUUCGGCCUGUCCAAGAUCGGGCUCAUGAGCAUGGCCGCCAACCUCUAUGAGGGCCACAUCGAGAAGGAUGCCCGCGAGUUCGUGGACAAGCAGGUGUGCGGCACGCCCGAGUACAUUGCGCCCGAGGUCAUCUUCCGCCAGGGCUACGGGAAGCCGGUGGACUGGUGGGCCAUGGGCGUGGUGCUCUACGAGUUCCUGGUGGGCUGCGUGCCGUUCUUCGGGGACACUCCCGAGGAGCUGUUCGGCCAGGUGGUCAGCGACGAAAUCGUGUGGCCAGAGGGGGACGACGCCCUCCCGGCCGACGCCCAGGACCUCAUCACCCGGCUGCUGCGCCAGAGCCCGCUGGACCGGCUGGGCACAGGCGGUGCACACGAGGUGAAGGCGCAUGGCUUCUUCCGGGCCCUGGACUGGGCAGGGCUCCUGCGCCACAAGGCCGAGUUCGUCCCGCAGCUCGAGGCCGAGGACGACACCAGCUACUUCGACACGCGCUCGGAGCGGUACCGCCACCUGGGCUCGGACGAGGACACCAACGACGAGGAGUCGUCGGCCGAGAUCCCGCAGUUCUCGUCCUGCUCCCACCGCUUCAGCAAGGUCUACAGCAGCUCAGAGUUCCUGGCCGUGCAGCCUGGCCCCGGCUUCGCGGAGAGGAGCUUCAGCGAGGACCGGGAGGAGGCCGAGGGCGCGGGCGGCCGUCGGCUGAGCACUGACGUCCGCCUGCGGUCCUGGGCGCCCUCGGGUCCCUCCGGACACUCGCCUUCGUCCCAGCCCGAGCGCGGCCCCAGCCCGAGUGUCCCGAGCGCGGUCAGCGUGGAGGCCAUGCCCAAGUUUGCCUUCUCCUCGGAGGACGAGGGGCCGUGCGCGGCCCCCGGAGACCCAGCGCGGCCGGUCUUCGUGCUGGGCGAGCCGGAGCCCCCGCCGCCAGCCACGCCCUCCAGCCUCUCCGCCGACCCCACGGCGCUCAGCCACGCGCGCCUGCGCAGCAACAGCACCGGCACCCGGCACUCCACGCCGCGGGCCCUGGACACGGGCCGGGGCCGCCGCCCGGGGGGCCCGAGAGACAAGGCGGGGGGCAGCGCAGGCCGCGUGCCCAAGUCGGCGUCAGUGUCGGCCCUGUCGCUCAUCGUCACCGCAGACGACGGCACCGGCCCCCUGAGCCCGCUGUCCCCGCGCUCGCUGUCCUCCAACCCCUCCUCGCGCGACUCCUCGCCCAGCCGCGACCCCUGGCCCGUGUGCGGCAGCCCGCGGCCGCCCGUGGUCAUCCAGAGCUCGGGCAAGAAGUACGGCUUCAGCCUGCGGGCCAUCCGCGUCUACAUGGGCGACAGCGACGUCUACGCGGUGCACCACGUGGUCUGGAGCGUGGAGGAGGGGAGCCCCGCCCAGGAGGCGGGCCUUCGAGCCGGGGACCUGGUCACGCACGUCAACGGGGAGUCGGUGCUGGGCCUGGUGCACAGGGACGUGGUGGAGCUGCUGCUCAAGAGCGGCAACAAGAUCUCGCUGCGGACCACGGCGCUCGAGAACACGUCCAUCAAGGUGGGCCCCGCCCGGAAGAACGUGGCCAAGGGCCGCCUGGCACGGAGGGGCAAGCGGGGCCGGCGGCGCGAGACCCAGGACAGGCGGAAGUCGCUGUUUAAGAAGCUCUCGAAGCAGGCGUCCGUGCUGCAGACCAGCCGCAGCUUCUCCUCCGGCCUCCACCACUCGCUGUCGUCCAGCGAGAGCCUGCCCGGCUCGCCCACUCACAGCCUCUCCCCUAGCCCCACCACGCCCAGCCGCAGCCCCGCCCCGGACGCCGCAGCAGACAGCGCGUCCCCGCCCAGCGGCUCCCCGGGCUCCAGCAGCCCCGCGUCCCCGGGCGGCGGUCACACCCGGCCCAGCUCGCUGCACGGCCUGGCCGCCAAGCUGGGGCCGCCGCGCCACAAGGCCGGGCGCCGCAAGUCCACGAGCAGCAUCCCGCCGUCGCCGCUGGCCGGUCCGCCGCGCGCGCCCUCGCCGCUGCCCGGGCCCGCGCGCUCCCCGCGGCUGCUGCGCCGGGGCCAGUCGGCCGACAAGCUGGGCGCCGGCGAGCGGCCGGACUCGGAGCUCGUGGUCAUGCGGCGGCUGCACCUGUCCGAGCGCCGCGACUCCUUCAAGAAGCAGGAGGCGGUGCAGGAAGUGAGCUUCGACGAGCCCCCCGAGGAGCCCCCCGACGACCCCGAUGAGCCUCCCGACCGGCCCCCGCAGGAGGCGGCCGCGGUGCCGCGCAUCGCUGUGGAGGGCUCCCCCGGGCCCGCGGGGCGGCACUGAGUGGCCCCGGCCCGCGGCACCUGGGAGGCGGGAAGACACCGAGGAUCCCCAGACCCAGGCCCUGCGAUUAAUUUAUUACUUUUUUAUAAGCAAUAGGCAGGCUGCGCCCUCCCCCGCGCCGCUGGCCCCGCCCCGCACUUUGGAUGACGCCCUGUCUGUCCGCGCGAGCCCGUGUGUCCGCGCCCGCUGUGGCUUUAUCGCAUCCCGCGCCCGGGGCCCGAGGUGGGCGGGAGCCCGGGGGUCCCCGCCCCCACGCCCUGCUGCGCGGGCCGCCUUGAGGGUCUCAGCAGUGGUCAGGGGCAUGUGCAGGUGCGUCCCGGGCUGGGGCGGGGCCCGAGUGAUUGGCAACCCCCCCUUGAUGUGUCUGACUCGCUGUCCGGCGCGUGGCUCGGGGACCGGGGCUUUCCCACGCCCGAGCCUGGGCGCCCCCAUCCAGUCCGAGACAGAGCGCAGGGGCUCAGGGGCGGCUUGCGUGGCUUCUUCCCCGCGGCCGGCCAGGGGCACGGGUGGUCCCGCGGGUCAGCCAGGCCGUGGGGCGGGGUCGCGAGAGAGGAGGGUCCGAGUGCAGCCCCAGCCAGAGGGGGCCCGAGAGACGCUGCUGCCCGCCCCGCACCCCUCCGAGACCCACGCCCACCCAGCCCGUGCCUGGUGUUGGAGGUUAGACCCAGCUAUGCAUGAGACGCCGCCCCCCACCACGCCUGGAGCUGGCCGCGAAUAAAAGCCGCAUUUACA